This is a messenger RNA of Styela clava, 2099 nucleotides long. RefSeq lists its product as uncharacterized. NCBI's taxonomy places the organism in Eukaryota, Metazoa, Chordata, Ascidiacea, Stolidobranchia, Styelidae. The record is from RefSeq and is a predicted model, not a curated record. Gene Ontology annotation, cellular component: SCF ubiquitin ligase complex. Gene Ontology annotation, biological process: SCF-dependent proteasomal ubiquitin-dependent protein catabolic process.
AUCAACUUCUACUUUUAGAUAUUUUCUUUUCCAACUCUGUAUAUAACAGUAUUAUUACAAUAUCACUUACUAAUUAUAUUGGCUUUGAAUAUGCCGAAAUUUAAGAGUGCGAAGACUCUUACAAAGUUAUGUCACAGAAAUAUUGUGACAAACAUGGACAGAAUUUGGUGUGCGGAUUACAGAGAAAACUAUUUUGAGAAGAACGGCCCAAAAUUUAGCUUCAUUGAUGGACCCUUUAAUGGUUUAGCUUCAAGUUCGGUAAAAGAAAUUCUGAGAUAUUUGGUGAAAUUGAACAGAAUGUCAAAAGUUUAUCUUCAUUUACUAAUUGUGCCAUCAUUAACUGAAAUUGAUUUAAAAGGAGCGGAAAAAUAUGUAACGGACGAUAUAUUGGACUUAAUAUGUGUGAGAUGUAGUGGUUUGACUGAGGUAUUACUCACACACUGCAAGCGUGCAUCACCUGGUGCACUUGUGAAACUUGUACGAACCUUUCAUAACAGUUUAGUAAGACUUUGUCUCACGGGUACCAAGCUGAAUAAUCAAGUUUUGGAGGCAAUAGGUGAAUGCCCCAACUUGGUAUAUCUUCAAAUUGGUAUGACUAAAUUUACAAGACAAGGAAUUGAAAGCAUGUUUUAUAGUGGUAAAAGUAAAAAUGUAACUCCUUUGGGGCAAUCACUGCAAAUUCUAAGAAUGAUGGGAUGUGAGUUUUAUGAAGCCAAGCUUUUUAUUGCCGAUCUUUUGAAGCGUUGUAAAACGUUGAGAUGUGUAACACACUUUGCAUUAUGGGAAAGUAUUGUACAAAUAUGCGAAGAUAAAGAAAAUCCACCACAUCUAAAGCUCACUGGAGUACGAUAUGACAUGGCAAUGGAUCUGUGGAAUCUUCGAGAUCACGCAAACAUUAUACCUCGAAUUCCUAAAUGCUUACCAGAAAUUCAACAUCUGUCAAUUUACAAUGUUGAAACAAUGGAUAUGCCGUUGUUUCAUUUACUUUCGGGGUGUGGUCAAACAUUGCGAUCAUUAAAAUUAGAUUGGGUUUUUCCCUAUGAUUUUAUGUUAUAUGUUGGUUUGCUCUGUCCCAAAUUGGAUACACUAAUGUUAUCUCUCUCUGAAACCCCUUGCGGAAGAUCUUGCUUUUGUGAUGUCAGAAAAGCUUUUGAAGAUUAUAUAUCAGUUAAUAAUCUACCGCUCAAAGGUACAAAACCUUGGUGUAAUCUAAAACAGUUCAGCAUUUAUUGGGGGCCGCCUGAUAUGUACCCGGUCACAGUAAGAGCAACAGCAAUAUUACUUGAUAUUUUUAAAGCUUCUGCACCAACACUGUCUUAUGUGUAUCUUCAUUGGAUGCCGGAUAGAGAUAUUAAUGAUAUGUUAUCUAUUGUUUUGAGAGAAAAAUAUUUUGAGAAUCUAACACAGCUCCAUUUACCAGGAGCAUCUCAUCUAACAAAAAAUACUGUAUGGGAAUUAGUUUAUUUGCCAAAACUCAAGCACAUGGAUGUCACUGGUUGCCGCUUGAUCCAUUUUUCAGAUUAUCUUGAAAUAGGAAGCCAUAUGCAAGAAGCCAAUUACUCAAUCAUUAUGGAACUUGAAGGUUUCUGAAUAUAAAACUGGAAGUGAAAAAUGUUUAAUGCACUAAUUGUAUCGAUGUAAGGGUAUUCAUUUAUUUGAGCUGUACUACCUAGGAACCCCAGUCUUCCAAAUGUUCAAAUCUUGGGAUGAACUGCCAGAGGAAUAGUUGGGAUAAGUUAUUCAACUAUUGUAUAAUCAAAUCUAUUUAUCAUCACUUUUCUUCCUCUUUUGUGUAGUGUAGCAAUUAUAGAAGAAUGAAUGUUGUGUUUUGCGAAGCUAUUUUUAUACCUUUAUGUUUGGUAGAUUGUCAAGUUUAUCUUCAUUGUAAUGUACUGAUUUGUUGCUAUUUUUUUCGAUUUUGCUUUUACUAAUUUUAUUUUAAUAAUCAUGCUUUCCCAAUCAGCACCAUAGUACAAAUAUGUAAGCGUACAAAUACGACUGUGAGGGUACUGAGGCUUGAAGUUUUAAUGAGGAUCAAAUUCUAAAUAAAAAACAUAUGGUCUAUUUAUCCCAUAGUCGAUAAAACACCAUCACAUGAA